GUGAGGUCUGCGCUUGCGCAGGCACCUCCCUAGUCUUUUACUCUUUUACUAAGCUCCACUCUUGAGGACCCUUCAGCCCUUGCCCAGUAGUGGAAGCGUCAGAGAAGAGCAUGGCCCCUGUGCGGCAGGAAGCCAGCACCCGCAAGGAAUCAAUCACAUUCCAGGAUGUGGCUGUGGAAUUCACUCGGGAGGAGUGGCGAAGCUUAAAUCAAUCUCAGAAAGAGUUAUACAAGGACGUGAUGCUGGAAAACUAUCGGAACGUGGUUGCCCUGGGAUUCGCCGUCUCCAGUCCAGAUGUGAUCGACCAGUUGGAGCGAGGGGAAGCAGCUUGGACACUGAGGGGAGGCCCCCCAAAAAGCACCUCUCCAGGUGGUAAAAAAGUUACUCAUCACCAGAAAGUUUCAGAAAAACGUUAUCGCUGUAAUGACUGUGGAAUGACCUUCCUUGAGUACAAGCAACUUGUCCAGCAUCAGAAAAUCCGUCCUGGAAGAAAACUUUAUGAAUGUAAAGAGUGUGGGAAGUCCUUCCUGGAGAACUCCAAAUUUAUUGUGCAUCAGAGAAUUCAUACUGGGGAAAAGCCUUUUGGAUGCAAAAAAUGUGGGAAGACCUUCCGCCAGAACUCGCAGCUUAUUCGCCAUCAGAGAAUUCACACUGGAGAGAAGCCUUAUGAAUGUAUUAAAUGUGGGAAGGGCUUCCACCAGAGCUCAGACCUCAUUCGACAUCAUAAAAUUCAUAUUGGAGACAAGUGUUAUAAAUGUAAAGAAUGUGAGAAGGCUUUCCUGGAGAGCUCAGCACUUGUUCGACAUCAAAGAAUUCAUAAGAGAAAGAAAGCUUAUGAAUCCAGUGACUGUGAAAAGACCGUCCAUGAGUGCAAACAGUUUACUGAACCUCAGAGAGUCCAUACAGGAGAAAAACCUUCUGAAUGUACAGAAUCCAGUGGCAAGGAAUUCAGUCUAAAGAAACAACAGCAGAAAACGCGUACUGGAGAGAAGCCUUGUGAAGGGAACGAGUGUAGGAGUGCCUGUAAGAGCUCAGAAUUUCCUGUAUGUCAGAGAAUUCAGCGUACAGACAAGUCUUAUGAAUGCAAUAAAUGUGAAAAGGUCUUCCACCAGAUACCGGAUCUUAUUCACCAUCAAAAAAUUCACAUUGGAGAUAAGCCUUUUGAAUGUUGUGAAUGCGGGAAGGCCUUCCGCCUGAGGAAGCAGCUUGUUCAGCAUCACAUGACUCAUGCCGAAGAGAAACCUUACAAAUGUAACAGAUGUGAGAAGACCUUUGGCCGUAGCGCACAGCUUACUGUGCACCAGAGAAUUCACACUGGAGAGAGACCUUACGAAUGCAGCGAGUGUGGGAAGGCCUUCAACGAGAGCAAACAGCUUAUUGUCCAUCAGAGAAUUCACAGUGGAGAGAAGCCUUAUGAGUGUAACAAAUGUGAAAAGGCUUUCCGUCUGAAGACACAACUCACUAGACACCAGAGAAUUCACACAGGAGAAAAGCCUUAUGAGUGUAAAGAAUGUGAGAAGACUUUCCUGGAGAGCUCAGCACUUAUUCGACAUCAGAGAGUUCACACUGGAGAGAAACCUUAUGAAUGCAAAAAAUGUGGGAAGGCCUUUCGCCAGAGCUCACAUCUUACUCAGCAUCAGCGAACUCAUACAGGAGAAAAACCUUAUGAAUGUAAUGAGUGUGGGAAGGCCUUCAGUGUGAAGACACAACAUACUCAACAUCAGAAAGGUCACAUUAGAGAGAAAUCUUCUAAAUGAAAUCAAUCUAGAAGGUCUUUCCUUGAAGAGUUAACAACUUACUCUCAAUCAAAAAAUUUUUACAUGCAGAACAAUCAUUCAUGUGGAAAAACUUUCCAUCUGAGGACAUCAAGGCUUACUCUACCUGAGGGCGUUCGUACUAGAGAAAAACCCUGUGAAGGUGGGAAGUCCAGCCAAAGCACACAACUUUCUGGGCAUCAGAAAACUUAUAGUAGAAAGAAACAUUGUCAGUGUAAUAGUUAUGCUCCGAACUUCUGAGAAAGUGAAAAAUGAAGUGAAUAGCAGAGUAUUGGAAAGAAGACUUAUUAGUGUGUUGAGUAUAGGAAGGCUUUCCAAAAGAAUCUGUAAAAACUGAACGUUAGGGGAAAAUUUCUUCAAUGUAAUGAACAUAGAGGUCUUCAGCCAGAGUUUAAAAUGUAAUCCACGUGAGGAGAUUCCCAUUGGAAAGAAACAUUAUGAAGGUGUGAAGCCCUUCCUUCAGGGUCAACUUUCUUAACCUCAGAAAGGGGAGAAACAUUUUCAACAUAGUGAUGAGAAAGCAAAGAUCUUAAUAAGUAUCAGACAAGUUCACAGUGGAGAGAAAACUGAUCAAUGUCUUGAAUUUGGGAAGACCUUCAUCAGAGUUCAAAACAUAUUCAUCAGAAAAUUUACAGUGGAGAAGAAAAAAGUUAUUCUAGCAACUGUGGGAAACUUUCGACCACACCUCUAAUCUUAAACAACAUCAGGGAAUGUUGUGUUCAGAUGAGAAAAUUUAUGAGUAUAAUGAAUUUGGGAAGACCUUUCCCCAGAAAUCACAACUUUUCUUGAUCAAAAAACUCAUAAUGGAUAGAAUGAAUGGCUUCAUUGGGGAAAUGCUUUCCUCAGAAGCAAAAAUCUUAAUGUCAGAAACCUAGAAAGACUUUUAUAAAAUAUCAUAAAGGAGAUUAAAAACAACUAGGAAAUUGGCAGCUACGUGAUGCAGUGGAUAGAGCACAGGGCCUGGAGUCAGGAAGACCUGAGUUCAGACCUGGCCU
Vombatus ursinus (common wombat) is the source of this 2770-nucleotide messenger RNA. Its product is annotated as zinc finger protein 420-like. The coding region runs from base 111 to 1757 and encodes 548 amino acids. The transcript has 5 exons. The record is from RefSeq and is a predicted model, not a curated record. Lineage: Eukaryota; Metazoa; Chordata; Mammalia; Diprotodontia; Vombatidae. Gene Ontology annotation, biological process: regulation of DNA-templated transcription.